This is a messenger RNA of Sporothrix schenckii 1099-18, 972 nucleotides long. RefSeq lists its product as uncharacterized. The record is from RefSeq and is a predicted model, not a curated record. Lineage: Eukaryota; Fungi; Ascomycota; Sordariomycetes; Ophiostomatales; Ophiostomataceae. Gene Ontology annotation, molecular function: serine-type endopeptidase activity. The transcript has a single exon. Gene Ontology annotation, biological process: proteolysis. The coding region runs from base 1 to 972 and encodes 323 amino acids.
AUGGACGCCAUCAACAAGCUGCUACAACCGUAUACGGGCAAGACGUCGACGGUCGCUGACGACGUGACGGGCUUCGUAGCCCUUGUGCUAGUGCCCAUGUUGGACCGCGGCACGUUUGCGGCACUGCAAGACUUGGUAAGGAAGAGGGGAGAAGGGAGAAGGAGGAGAGCAAGGACAACAAAAAUGACCCCGAUCUCCUUCAUGGCUAACCAUAGUGUGUACGUCAUUGUUCGGUUGCAGUCUGGUGUGGCUCUUGUCUACUACUACGAAGACUACUACCUCAAGAACCCGCCCACGAACGACGGCAUGCCGGACGCCCCAGACACGAGCAAUUCGUGUGAAAGCCCUGAAGGUGACAGCCAGAAUGUCGACGCCGUUGUUGGCGGCCCGCGCGUGGCCAUGGAAUCUAAGGAAGAACGGGAAACCGAUCUCCACCAGGAUGCGCCCAACCGCACGCUGGCCAAUACGCCGAGCCAUACCAGCGAGCUGGCCCGGCGGGCGCCAACCUCGGUACUAGAUGCGAGCGACUGGGCGCUAUCGCAGCUGUCGACGAUCCCAGGCAAGACGUGGAAGCAGCGGGCGAGCGGGUCCGUUGGAUUUGACGCCGACGGCAGCCCACGGUACAAGUUCAAUUACGACAACGACCCAGCGGGCGCGGGCCAGACGGUGUACCUCGUGGCCGAAAACGUUGUGUGGCUGUGGCAUCCCGAGUUCCACGAUGCGCUGGCGGCCGGGCGCAUCCACCAGCUGCGAAACCGCGUGUACAUCACCGACGACCGGCGGCCCGACCUUGACUCGCGUCACGGCAGCUCGGUGGCGGCGCGUAUCAACGGUGCGAGGCUGGGUGUGUGCAAGAUGUGUACCGUGGUGUGGGUCGGGUGGGCGCCGAAUGACUAUCCACGUAUGACGGCGGACGGCCUCAUCGAACAGCUCCAAACAGUGAUCACCGACGUGCGACGCAACAAGCUAUAG